This is a messenger RNA of Protobothrops mucrosquamatus (brown spotted pit viper), 954 nucleotides long. RefSeq names its product sirtuin 4 (gene SIRT4). The transcript is spliced from 3 exons. The record is from RefSeq and is a predicted model, not a curated record. The annotation marks the transcript as partial. Gene Ontology annotation, molecular function: NAD+ binding; NAD-dependent protein lysine deacetylase activity. Lineage: Eukaryota; Metazoa; Chordata; Lepidosauria; Squamata; Viperidae.
AUGGAGUUUCUUCCAGCCCUGAAAGGCCGGGGAGGAUGGCUGGUUCCUGGACUCCACCGCUGGGCCUCCCAUGCCUCCGUGCCCCAGGCUGCCCCCUCCCUGGCUUUCGUUCCAAACAGCCCCCCUCCGGACGCUGGGGCAAUAGAAAAACUCCAGAUGUUCGUUCUUCACUGCCAGCGGCUCUUUGUCUUGACCGGAGCAGGAAUCUCCACCGAAUCCGGCAUCCCGGACUACCGCUCUGAAGGCGUGGGCCUUUACGCCCGGUCUGACCGGCGGCCUCUCCAGCACGCCGAGUUUCUCCGCAGUGCCUCAGCCCGGCAGAAAUACUGGGCCAGGAACUUUGUGGGGUGGCCCCAGUUUUCCUCCUUUCAGCCCAACGCGGCACACCGGGCUCUGAGCAGCUGGGAACAGCGGGGGAGGCUGCACUGGCUGGUGACCCAGAACGUGGACGCCCUCCAUGCCAAGGCCGGCAGUCGGCGCAUGACUGAGCUGCAUGGCUGCACGCACAGGGUCAUGUGCCUCAACUGUGGGGCCCGGGUCUCCCGUGAGCGACUCCAGGAACAUUUUGAGGCUUUGAACCCCACGUGGACAGCUAAGGCCCACGGCGUGGCCCCUGACGGAGAUGUCUUUCUGCCGGAAGAGCAGGUGCGCCAUUUCCGUGUCCCACCGUGCAGCAAAUGUGGUGGGGUCCUCAAGCCAGAUGUGAUUUUCUUUGGGGACAACGUGUGCAAGGAGAAAGUGAACUUGGUGUACCAGCGUCUUGAGGAGUCCGAUGCGGUCCUCGUGGCCGGGUCUUCCUUGCAGGUCUUCUCAGCUUACAAAUUUGCCCUUGCUGCCCGGGACAGGAAGCUGCCGAUGGCCAUUGUUAACAUCGGCCCCACGCGGGCCGAUUCCUUAGCUUCUUUAAAGCUGAAUUCCCGCUGUGGGGCACUGCUGCCUUCGAUUCUCCUUUGA